Molecule: messenger RNA, 801 nt
Organism: Anopheles merus
Lineage: Eukaryota; Metazoa; Arthropoda; Insecta; Diptera; Culicidae
Exons: 4
Coding region: 199-801 (200 amino acids)
Source: RefSeq, a predicted model, not a curated record
UUCGGCAACACACUCUGCCCUGCGCUGGGUUUGGCCGAUCGUGUGUAGAGAGAGAGCUCGCCGUUUGCCGUUUUUGCGGCGCCCGUCAGAACGUUUCGGUCGGUGUCGAAGAGCACGCGCGCGCGUGUGCGGGAACGAUCGUACACAAAAACCGCGAGUCUGCUUACGCGCGAUCGAGUUUACGCAUUUGUCGCAAGCAUGGCUAGCCCGUUCUCGAACAUACGCCUCUCCGCCCACCCAACCGACGGUGGCAGCAACAAUUUCCUUUCGCCAACGGAACCACCGAACGGUACGAUGCUGCCACCGCCACCGAUCGUGCGGCGAAACUCCGAGCUGCCGCCGGGGAAACGGCAACAGUCCCCGCUGAAGCUGUCCAUACCCGCACCGAGGGCGUCCUUUUCGAGCGGUUGUUCUUCCGGCUCUUCGGGCUCGUCGGACGGAUCGGCGGGAUGCAGGCAGGCGGUCACAGCUCCCGUGCUCGGCGGGCAGCUGCCCUCGUUUGCGGCCGCCAGCAAUCCGCAUCUGAACGAGUUCCAUCAUCAUCAUCAUCAUCAUGGCGCUUUCCCGGAGUUUGAUACGCUCGAGUCACCGAUGCUGCAGCUAAGCCCGGACCACUCACCGAUCAUCAUGACGCAGCUACUGGAAGCGACCAGCCCCGGAACGGCCUCCAGCCAGGGAAGCAACGGAUCCUCCAUCUCUCGCCUGAUGCGCUUCAGUCCCGGGCUCCAUCAUCAUUCGGGCACCAUCUCACCCUUCCCAUCCGAGCUCGGCACGGGACAAAAGUUCGCACUGCCCAUGUAG